ACUUGCAGGGUGCACUUUAGUACAGUUAGUGCUCGCUAAUGGCUGAACCCUUCUGCGCCGAGCGUAUCCAACAUGAGUUCGCCCCGCAGGUUGAGGUGUCAGAGGCUGCACGGGCUAUGGAACAGUUCGCCCGCAUUCACGACUCGCAAGGUCGGCGGGUGGUGCUGAUCACUUCAGGGGGCACGAAGGUGCCUCUGGAGUCGCGCACCGUGCGCUUUUUGGAUAACUUCAGUAGCGGGCGACGGGGAUCGGCCUCAGCGGAGUAUUUUCUCCAGGCCGGUUAUGCCGUGAUCUUCCUGUACCGGCAUCGAUCUAUGUACCCAUACAGCCGCCGCUACACUGCAGUUAACUGGCUGGACGCUCUGCAGGUGGUACCCGGGGAAUCUCAGCCCAGAGUUGAGGUCGAACAAAGUCAGCUCCCCGGGAUAGUGCAGGUGUUACAGGACUACCGGCGCUUGCAGAGCUCUGGCUUGCUGCUCCCGGUGGAGUUCAGCACUUUGUCCGACUACCUGCACCUUCUGCUGGCUGCUGCCCAGGCUCUCAGCCCUUUAGGAGCAAAUGCAAUGUUUUAUUUGGCAGCUGCAGUUUCAGAUUUCUACAUCCCGGCUUCAGAGAUGCCAGAGCAUAAAAUACAAUCCUCCAGUGGCCCAUUGCAGAUAACAAUGAAGAUGGUACCAAAGAUGCUCUCACCAUUGGUAAAAGACUGGGCACCCAAAGCAUUUGUUAUUUCCUUUAAAUUAGAGACAGACCCGUCCAUCUUAAUAGAAAGAGCUCGGAAAGCACUAGCAACAUACAGUCAUCAGGUUGUGGUUGCAAAUGUCCUGGAUUCACGGAGAUCGUACGUUGUAGUUGUCACUAACACAGCUGAGACAAAACUUGACGUGACAGAGGAAGAAGAAAAAACAGGUGUAGAAAUAGAAGACAAGAUUAUAAAGGACCUAACUGCUCGUCACACAAGCUUUAUACAUGGGCAGAAUUAAAGUAGCUGCUAAUGUUGUCUAAAAUAAAGAUUAUUUACCCACUAGCCCUAUAGAGCUAAACUGCAGCACUAAAACCAUUUAAUUCCAUUCUAUGCUAAAGUAAAUUGAACCCUUAAAGGGACAGUCUAGUCAAAAUAAAACUUUCAUGAUUCAGAUAGGGCGUGCAAUUUUAAACAACUUUCCAAUUCACUUUAUCAUCAAAUUGGCUUUGUACUCUUGGUAUUCUUAGUUGAAAGCUAAACCUUGGUAGGCUCAUAUGCUAAUUUCUAAGCCUUUGAAGGCUGACCCUUAUCUGAAUGCAUUUGACAGUUUUUCACAGCUAGAGGGCAUUAGGUCCUGUGUGUCAUAUAGAUAACAUAGUGCCCACGCCUGUGGACUUACUUGUGAGAGGGCACUGAAAGGCUAAAAUGCAAGUCUGUCAAAAAAAACUGAAAUAAGGGGGCAGUCUGCAGAGGCUUAGAUACAAGGUAAUAACAGAGGUAAAAAGUGUGUUAAUGUAACCAUGUUGGCUGUUCAAAACUAAGGAAUGUAUAAUAAAUGGAUUAUCUAUCUUUAAACAAUAAAAAUUCAGGAGUAGACUGUCCCUUUUAAAUGUCAUCUUAAAGGGACUUUAAACUCAAAAUGUAAUUGAACAUUAAAUGUUCAAAGGGUCAUUGAACUUCUGGACACAACUAAUCUAGCAGGGCAACUACUCGCCAUACUAAUUUUCCUCUUGUGAUUGCGUGGUGGUGGUGUCCGUUAGUAAAGCUCCGCCUCUUCAUACUGGCAACAUCAUCUUGAAGCACAGGUAUUGGUGAACAUUUACAGACCAGUGAUGUUACUGGCUUUUUGACAGCUCUAUCGUGUACUAAAUAUUUAGUUCACUCUAUAGAGAGUGGAAGCUUUACUUUUUUUUCACAUUUUAAAAGUUACAUAAUGGAUGUAAAAUAACUGUUAAAGGGACACUGAACCCAAAUUUUUUAUUUUGUGAUUCAGAUAGAGCAUGCAACUUUCUACUUUACUCCUAUUAUCAUUUUUUCUUCAUUCUCUUGCUAUCUCUAUUUGAAAAAGAAGGCAUCUAAGCUUUUUUUUUUGGUUCAGAACUCUCGAUAGCACUUUUUUAUUGGUGGAUGAAUUUAUCCACCAAUCAGCAAGAACAACCCAGGUUGUUCACCAAAAAUGGGCCGGCAUCUAAACGUACAUUCUUGCAUUUCAAAUAAAGAUACCAAGAGAAUGAAGAAAAUUUGAUAAUAGGAGUAAAUUAGAAAGUUGCUUAAAAUGUCAUGCUCUAUCUGAAUCACGGAAGAAAAAAUUUGGGUACAGUGUCCCUUUAAAGGUACAUGAAACCCUAUUUUUUUAAUUCACGACUCAGAGAGUUCACAAUUUUAAAACAACUUUCCAAUCUACCCCUAUUAUCAAAUUUGUUUUAUUCUCUUUGUAUUCUUUGUUGAAGGAAGAACAAUACACUACUGGGAGCUAGCUGAACACAUCAGGCGAGCCAAUGACAUGAGGCAUGUAGGUGCUGCUACCAAAAAACAAUACAAUGGACUCUAGUCAGCUGUUUGCCUGAGUAUAUUGCGCUUUUAAGGAGCCAGCAAAUCAUGUUUAGGACUCAGAAAAUGGGUUUGUGUAUAGAUAUAUUUAGACCAAUCAUAUGUUAGAGGCCCAGUAGAAGAUGUGGCUCUCUAGCCCCAGGGGUUUCUUAAAGGACAAUUAAACAAAUGCAUAAUAAAAAGAAAAGGCAAAAGAACCUUGUUUAAAUUUCAGUAGUAGAUUUUUUUUUUUCUGACAAAUUUCAAAAUCGGUUUAAUUCUCCUUCCUACUGCAUCAUGUAACAGCCACUAGCCAGUCACAAAAUUCCUAUAUAUAUUUCCUAUGCAUUCUUGCACAUGCUCAGUAGGAACUAGUGCCUUGGAGAGUGUGCAUAUAAAAAUAUUGUACACAUUUAGAUAAUGGAAGGGAAUUGGAAAGUUGCAUUCUCUGUCUGAAUCAUGAAAAUUUAAUUUUGACUUUAAUGUUCUUUUAAUCAUUUUAGAGUUAUCACCCCAAAUCUUAUCCACUUAAAGGGACACUGAACUCAAUUUUUUUCUUUUGUGAUUCAGAUAGAGCAUGACAUUUUAAGCAACUUUCUAAUUUACUCCUAUUAUCAAAAUUUCUUCAUUCUCUUGGUAUCUUUAUUUGGAAUGUAAGUUUAGAUGCCGGCCCAUUUUUGGUAAACAACCUGGGUUGUCCUUGCUGAUUGGUGGAUAAAUUCAUCCACCAAUAAUUCCGUGAUUCAGAUUGAGCAUGAAAUUUCAAUAUAAUUUCGAAUUUACUCCUAUUAUCAAAUUAUCUUCUUUCUCUUGGAAUCUUUAUUUGAAAGGCAAGAAUGUAAGUUUAGAUGCCGGCCCAUUUUUGUUGAACAACCUGGGUUGUCCUUGCUGAUUGGUGGAUAAAUUCAUCCACCAAUAAAAAAGUGCUGUCCAGAGUACUGAAACCAAAAUAAAGCUUAGAUGCCUUCUUUUUCCAAAAAAGAUAGGAAGAGAACCAAGAUAAAUUGAUAAUAGGAGUAAAUUAGAAAGUUGAGUAAAAUUGCAUGCUCUUUCAGAAUUACAAAUGAACAAAUAUGGGUUCAGUGUUCCUUUAAAUAUUUCAGAUUAAAAGGUCAUUUCCAUUCAGGUACUGACGCUGAAAUCUUCGUUAUUCAUGUUUAGUAAAAUGUGGGGCUGAAAGACCCAUUCUGAUCCAAUAAGUAGAAAGAUCAUCAUAUAUUUGUAAACCAUCGCAAUGACCUAAUAUGUCUAUUAGUUUUUUUCUAUCUGGAAAUCUUUCAUUUGUGUGGUAUUAAUUCUGUAACAAAAAUGUUUCAUUCAUUGCUGAAAACUAAUUUUAGUUUAUAUUUUACCAUUUUGUAAAAAAAAAACUUUUAUAUUAUGUUUAUUUAGCCUUUAACCUUUUGCUUACCAUACAGGAUAAGCUACAAAUGCUGUAAAGUCAGUAAAACUGUAAUAUGUAUUAAACCAUAUUUAUAUAUAAAAAAA
Messenger RNA from Bombina bombina (fire-bellied toad), 3979 nucleotides. RefSeq names its product phosphopantothenoylcysteine synthetase (gene PPCS). Bases 39 to 980 code for a protein of 313 amino acids. The record is from RefSeq and is a predicted model, not a curated record. Gene Ontology annotation, molecular function: phosphopantothenate--cysteine ligase activity. NCBI's taxonomy places the organism in Eukaryota, Metazoa, Chordata, Amphibia, Anura, Bombinatoridae. Gene Ontology annotation, biological process: coenzyme A biosynthetic process. The transcript is spliced from 3 exons. Gene Ontology annotation, cellular component: nucleus; cytoplasm.